AUGGGUGUUGAUGAGAGCAAAUCAUCAGCAACAGCGGCGGUUGAGCCCGUGGAAGGGGUAGCGAGACGAGGUGGUGUUUCCAAGUUCUUGUCAGGCCUCAAGUCGAGAGCUCAGGAGGAAAAGUCGACCUUUGCCGCGGGUGCAGGUACACAAGUCAACACCCAGAGCGAUGAUGGAGAAAGUCUUCGCAGCUUGAAAGAGACUGAACUUGGUGUCAAUACUGAGCAUGGUCUGGAACAAUACUAUGUCCCAAUUGAUACAUACGAAGGGAGACAUCGGUAUGAUCCAAAGGCAACAUGGACACCUGACGAAGAGAAGGCGUUGAUUCGAAAGCUUGACUUUCGCGUCUGCGCCUACGUCUGUUUUAUGUUUUUUGCCCUGCAGCUCGAUCGAGGCAACAUCUCUCAAGCUCUGUCCGACAACCUCCUGAAGGAUUUGCACAUGAAUACCAAUGAUUACAACACGGGACAAACAAUCUUCUACGUCUCUUUUCUGGCUGCUGAGUUACCAUCCCAAUUGGUGAGCAAGAAGAUAGGGCCAGAUAAUUGGAUACCGAUUCAAAUGAUCUCCUGGAGUAUCGUCGCUAGCUGCCAGUCAAGAUUGAGUGGACGAGCCACCUUCUUCUUUUGCAGAUCCUUACUCGGCAUCAUCGAGGGUGGCUUCAUACCCGAUGUGAUAUUGUACUUGAGCUACUUUUACAAGAGCAAGGAACUCCCCAUACGACUGAGCUUUUUCUGGGGGGCUUAUGCAAUGACGUACAUCAUCUCGGCCUUUCUCGCGUAUGGCAUCUUGCAUCUUCGGGGCCACAACGGCAUGGCUGGUUGGCAAUGGCUCUUCGCUCUUGAAGGGGCCUUGACAGCAGCAAUAGGCAUACUCUCAUGGCAAGCAGUCACUCCACGCCUACUGUGGGAAGCCCUCAAAGACUAUGACAUGUGGCCAAUCUAUCUGCUCGGCCUCACUUGGACCACCGCAAAUCAAUGCGCCAAUGCCUACAUCACGCUCAUUCUGCGCUCGCUCAAGUUUGACACCUUCGAGACGAAUCUACUCACUGUACCUGCGUACGUGCUAUUCAUCUUGCAGCUCAUCUUUUGGACCUGGUUCUCGGAGAAGAUCAAUAAUCGCUACAUCAUCAUUCUCAUGUGCCAAUUCUGGAUCCUUCCUUUGGUAGUUAGCUUAAAGACUUUGCCAGGCGGCCCAGCCUACGCGUGGAGCCGAUAUGUACUGAUCUUGAUGCUUGUUGGAUUCCCAUAUGUUCAUGCUAUUAUCGGUGAGCCAUCCAACGCAUACACGUACAUCAAAGCUAACUCCAGCCGUGUAGUUGCCAUGACUAGCCGUAAUGCUGGCUCGGUACGUACUCGGACCGUCGGCUCAGCACUAUACAAUAUGUGUGUUCAAGCGUCAAACAUCAUUUCUUCAAACGUAAGGGCCAUCUCAUUUUCCAGGCGCACCAAUCUGACCGCUCUACGUUGCGUCAAAGACCCAGCUGACAGUGGCGGCAACGGUAGAUCUACCGUGAUAAAGACAAGCCCCUCUAUCGGACCGGAAAUGCAGUCCUCAUUGGCCUUUGCUGCUACAACAUAG
Messenger RNA from Bacidia gigantensis, 1581 nucleotides. RefSeq lists its product as uncharacterized. Gene Ontology annotation, molecular function: sulfate transmembrane transporter activity. The record is from RefSeq and is a predicted model, not a curated record. Gene Ontology annotation, biological process: transmembrane transport. The coding region runs from base 1 to 1581 and encodes 526 amino acids. NCBI's taxonomy places the organism in Eukaryota, Fungi, Ascomycota, Lecanoromycetes, Lecanorales, Ramalinaceae. Gene Ontology annotation, cellular component: membrane. The transcript has 2 exons.